GUAGAGGUGGAAUUGAGAGUCCGUCCUCGGCGUUGCCUGCACGUUUACGUGAGUCGUUCCCGGAGCUCUUCCAGCCACCUCAUCUUGUCCCAGCCCCCACUAAGAGCAGCACCGACCCGCACCCUGCCCCAGAGGCGGUGUCCAUCGAGGUAGGCACGCCCUUCGGCGUCUGUCCGCGGCGCAGCCAGGACUCCGUCCGCGCCGCGGUGGCCUCAUCGCUAUGGCGCCAACCAUCCAGACCCAGGCCCAGCGAGAGGAUGGCCACAGGCCCAAUUCCCACCGGACGCUGCCUGAAAGGUCUGGAGUGGUCUGCCGUGUCAAGUACUGCAAUAGUCUGCCUGACAUCCCCUUCGACCCUAAGUUCAUCACCUACCCCUUCGAUCAGAACAGGUUUGUCCAGUACAAAGCAACUUCCUUGGAGAAACAGCACAAACAUGACCUCCUGACUGAGCCAGACCUGGGAGUCACUAUCGACCUCAUCAACCCUGACACCUACCGCAUUGACCCUAAUGUUCUCCUGGAUCCAGCUGAUGAGAAGCUUUUGGAAGAGGAGAUUCAGGCCCCCACCAGCUCUAAAAGGUCCCAGCAGCAUGCAAAGGUGGUGCCAUGGAUGCGUAAGACUGAGUACAUCUCCACUGAGUUCAAUCGUUACGGCAUCUCUAAUGAGAAGCCUGAGGUCAAGAUUGGAGUUUCUGUGAAGCAGCAAUUCACUGAGGAGGAAAUAUAUAAAGAUAGAGACAGCCAGAUCACAGCCAUUGAGAAGACUUUUGAAGAUGCCCAGAAAUCGAUCUCCCAGCACUACAGCAAACCCCGUGUGACACCAGUGGAGGUCAUGCCUGUCUUCCCAGACUUUAAGAUGUGGAUCAACCCCUGCGCUCAGGUCAUCUUUGACUCAGACCCAGCACCCAAGGACACAAGUGGUGCGGCUGCCCUGGAGAUGAUGUCUCAGGCCAUGAUCAGGGGCAUGAUGGAUGAGGAAGGGAACCAGUUUGUGGCCUAUUUCCUGCCUGUGGAAGAGACACUGAAAAAACGAAAGCGAGACCAAGAGGAGGAGAUGGACUAUGCACCAGAUGAUGUGUAUGACUACAAGAUUGCUCGGGAAUACAACUGGAAUGUGAAGAACAAGGCCAGCAAGGGCUAUGAGGAGAACUACUUCUUCAUUUUCCGAGAGGGUGAUGGGGUGUACUACAAUGAGUUGGAGACCAGGGUCCGUCUUAGUAAGCGCCGGGCCAAGGCUGGGGUUCAGUCAGGUACCAAUGCUCUCCUUGUGGUCAAACACCGAGACAUGAAUGAGAAGGAAUUAGAAGCCCAGGAGGCACGGAAGGCUCAGUUGGAAAACCACGAACCCGAAGAGGAAGAGGAGGAGGAGAUGGAGGCAGAAGAGAAAGAAACUGGGGGCUCAGAUGAGGAACAUGAGAAGGGCAGCAGCAGUGAGAAGGAGGGCAGUGAGGAUGAGCGCUCUGGCAGUGAGAGUGAACAGGAGGAGGGCGACAGGGAUGAGGCGAGUGACAAGAGCGGCAGUGGUGAAGAUGAGAGCAGUGAGGAUGAGGCCCGAGCUGCCCGAGACAAAGAGGAGAUCUUUGGUAGUGAUGCUGACUCGGAGGAUGAUGCUGACUCUGAUGAUGAGGACAGAGGACAGGCCCGUGGUGGCAGUGACAAUGAUUCGGACAGUGGCAGUGAUAGGGGUGGCCAGCGGAGCCGCAGCCAGAGCCGAAGUCGCAGCCGCAGUGCCAGCCCCUUCCCCAGUGGCAGUGAGCACUCAGCCCAAGAGGAUGGCAGUGAAGCCGCAGCUUCUGAGUCCAGUGAGGCUGACAGCGACAGCGACUGAGCCCUGGGGCUUCAGAAGAGGGCCGGAGUGACAAGGUCUUUAGAGCAGAGAGGUACUCUUCUAGUGGUCUCUUUGUGAGCCCUCCACUUUGUUGAUUCCCCCACCCUUUAACCUUUGCUGUUAAUAAAGCCAACUCUUGACUUCC
Cavia porcellus (domestic guinea pig) is the source of this 1973-nucleotide messenger RNA. It is a transcript of the gene Paf1, whose product is annotated as PAF1 homolog, Paf1/RNA polymerase II complex component. The record is from RefSeq and is a predicted model, not a curated record. Lineage: Eukaryota; Metazoa; Chordata; Mammalia; Rodentia; Caviidae. The coding region runs from base 221 to 1828 and encodes 535 amino acids. Gene Ontology annotation, biological process: transcription elongation by RNA polymerase II. Gene Ontology annotation, molecular function: chromatin binding; RNA polymerase II complex binding. Gene Ontology annotation, cellular component: Cdc73/Paf1 complex. The transcript is spliced from 14 exons.